Molecule: messenger RNA, 854 nt
Organism: Eucalyptus grandis
Lineage: Eukaryota; Viridiplantae; Streptophyta; Magnoliopsida; Myrtales; Myrtaceae
Exons: 2
Coding region: 213-608 (131 amino acids)
Source: RefSeq, a predicted model, not a curated record
CUACUUAAAAACACCCUUCAAGUCCCGCUCAACUGGGAAGGGAAAGAAAAAAGGCCAAGUGACUGAAAAUAGCAAUAACACUUGUUCGGGUUUCUUUCAUCCUCUUGGACAACAUAAGAGAGAGAGAGAGAGAGAAGAUAGCUAUGGAGCCUAGAGAGUAGAGAAAGUGUGUCUUAAACAUCAAGCUUAGAGUUUUUGGAAGAGAGAUAAAAAUGGAAGUAGCAACGCUGGAUGUGGAAGAUGAUGUGUAUUUUGCAGACUUGAGCAAGCAGAUUUCUCUUCUGAUCAUGGAUGAAGAUGAACACUUGCCUGUUACUCAGUGGCCUUCUGCUCCUCUCCAGGGUUUCUCAAGAAUGGAAAUUAACUCAUCAUCCAUGCCAUCUCCGUCAUUAUACGAGCAGGUUUGCGCGAGGGAAAGCAAAGGGACUGGUGUCUUCAUUCCCAAGUGCUCUCAUCCCAGAAGAAGAAGCAGACAUGGAAGACAUAGCUCGAGCUUCAACAACAAUACGAGAUCCUACAGGCAAACUGACAGCACAAGAAGGCUCUCUCAAGCUCCUCAGACCAAUUCUUCGAAUCCAAGACUAAAUUCUAGGGCAAUGGAUUCAUAGAAAAUUAUGGUAAAAACAAGAUGAAAUCAAAUGGUUGGUGCUUGGCAAAUGGGUCUGAUUAUUAGGGAAGAAGAUGCUGAUGUCAUAAUUCGGAUAUGCAUGGUGUUCUCAAUUUUCAGGUGUAAUAAGGCCCAUCAAUCAUAUGGUCCUGUGGGUCUCCUGAUAAGAUAAUGCCUUCGCCUUCUAUAGCUUGUUUUAUUCAUUGUUAGUAACCACAUUACAUUUAUUUAUAUAUUUAUUUACUUA